Messenger RNA from Lolium rigidum, 642 nucleotides. RefSeq names its product 23.2 kDa heat shock protein-like. The record is from RefSeq and is a predicted model, not a curated record. Gene Ontology annotation, biological process: protein folding; protein complex oligomerization; response to salt stress. The transcript has a single exon. The coding region runs from base 1 to 642 and encodes 213 amino acids. Lineage: Eukaryota; Viridiplantae; Streptophyta; Magnoliopsida; Poales; Poaceae.
AUGUCGACGCGAUACUUCAUGGCGCUCUGCUGCAUUGCCGCGGCUCUGGCCGUGGCGCCUGCCCACGGCGCGAUCCUCCCGUGGUUCGGGAACAGCGGCGGCGGGCGGGACGAUGCCGUGACGUCGCCGCUGCAGGAGAUGGGCCUCCUGGCCGACCCGUUCCGGGUCCUGGAGCACGUCCCCUUCGGCUUCGACCGCGACGACGUGGCCAUGCUCUCCAUGGCCCGCGUGGACUGGCGCGAGACCUCCGACGCCCACGAGAUCGUGGUGGACGUGCCGGGGAUGCGGAAGGAGGACAUCAAGGUGGAGAUCGAGGAGAACCGGGUGCUGCGGAUCAGCGGCGAGCGCCGGCGGGAGGUGGAGGAGCGCAAGGGCGACCACUGGCACCGGGAGGAGCGCUCCUACGGCAGGUUCUGGCGCCAGAUGCGCCUCCCCGACAACGCCGACCUCGACACCGUCGCCGCCAGCCUCGACGCCGGCGUCCUCACCGUGCGCUUCCGGAAGCUGGCGCCCGACCAGAUCAAGGGCCCGCGCGUGGUGGGCAUCGCAGGGGGCGACGACGGCGCCGCAGCCAAGACGAGCAUCGGCGACGCCGGCAGCGCUGCGGGGGAGGAGCGCCAGGCCAAGAAAGUCGAGCUCUGA